AUGGAGAGCCUGCUGGAUAAUCCAAUGAAAGCCGUUCUGUACCUGAAGGAGCUCACCACUAUCGUCCAGAACCAGCAAAGCCUCAUCCAGACGCAGCGCCAACGCAUAGACGAGCUGGAGCGGAAGGUGGAGGACCUGAUAGGAGAGAACCGACAGCUGCGGGACCCCCAUCACUACGUCCACCAGCCCGCACAGCAUCAUCACCACCACCAUCACCCCACUCACCGCAGCGCCAGUCCCCAGGCGCCGGCCCACCUCCAUCAGCACCCGGCCGGCAACAAAGCAUCGGCUCACCUCGGCCAGCAGGCUCAGCAGCCUCCACCUCCUCCUCCUCCGGUGCAGCAGCAGCAGCAGCAGCAGCAGCAGCAGCAGCAGAUCCCCGGUCUGUCGGCCCAGCCUCAGCAUCACCAGACCCCUCCUGCGCCGUCCUCACACCACCCUCAGCAGCUGCAGCUCGUCCCCACCUCUCCGCAGUCGCCCAAAGCGAGCCAAGCCAGUCCGGACUCCGCCGAGGAGGACAAGAGGAGCCCCUGCUGCAAGUCCCUGGUUCCGCAGACUCCCACCACUCUGUGCCGCUCAGUUGGAUUGGCCCGGAAAGCGGAAAACCAGACAGUUCUUCAUCAGUUCUGUUGCCCAGCCCCAGAGGCCCCAGAGGGGGAGACCUCUACUGCCUGUGUCCCCAGCGAUGACCUUUCUCCAGACUCGUCUAUGGGGGAGGAAGGGAAGGGAGGAGAGGGUGAGCCGCAGAGUGAGGCCGAGUCACAGCCACAGCCACAACCACAUCCACAACAACAACCACAACCACAGCAACAACAAGAAGAGAUCCAGCCACAGGUUCAACCACCACCACAGCCCCAGUCUGAGCCCCAGUUUGAGCCCCAGUUGCAACAACAAACUCAAUCAGAGCCCCGACCUGAAGCCAAACCUCAGCCGGAAGAUGAACCAAAACCACAGACUGCACCAGAGCCAGAGCCUGAGCCUGAACCUGAACCUGAACCUGAACCUGAGCCCCAAAUUGAGAUCCCAAGUGAGGUACCAGCACAGGAUGCAUCAACACCUGAGAGCAGAGAGGAGAAGUUGGAGGUGCAGCAAGAGGAGCAGAAGAUAGAAGAAGCUGCAGAACCAAAGCGAAAGCAAGAGGGAGUGGAGGCGCAGGCUGACGAGCGUGAGGGUGAGGCCCCACAGGAGGAAGAAGAAGAGGAAGGGGGAGGAGCUAAAGGAGGUGGGGCAGGGAGGAGAGCCAGUCUGCACCAUACAGCCUCGCCCUUGAGGGUGCAGCGCAACGGGGCCGGCUCACACUCGGCCACCUCCGACUAUGAGCUGUCACUUGACCUCAAAAAUAAGCAGAUCGAAAUGUUAGAGCACAAAUACGGCGGCCACCUCAUCUCCCGACGUGCUGCCUGCAAGAUCCAGACUGCCUUCCGCCAGUACCAGCUCAGCAAGAACUUUGAGAAGAUCCGCAAUUCACUGCUGGAGAGUCGUCUGCCUCGACGCAUCUCCAUGCGCAAGGUCCGUGUGCAAAACACGGAGGGUUUCUCUGCUGAACGGGCCCUGGCUGAAGGCUGCAACUUGGCAGGCAUCCCAUUGGUGCGCUCACCAUCUCUGCCUGCCUCAGUAGGAGGCACCCUGACCGACCUGGAAGACUCAUUCACUGAACAGGUUCAGUCACUGGCAAAGUCUAUAGAUGAUGCCCUAAGCAAUUGGAGCCUGAAGACCAUGUGUUCAUUGCAAGAAGGUGGCACUUAUCAGUUCAGUGCUGACUCUUUCGGUGCAGCAGCAGCUGCAGCAACUGGGACAGGAGUAAGUGGAGGAGAAAGAGGGAGUACAGGAGAUUCGACUGUUCAUCAAGUUCCUGUGGACCCAAGUGACUUGUCAAGAAGUGCAAGCAAGUUGAUGAUGGCAUUUCGGGAUGUUACAGUGCAGAUUGACAGCCAGAACUUCCGGGUUUCAUCCUCAGUCAUGGAAUCUUCUACUUCUGUAUCCUUGGGCAGCUGCGCUCAAACUCAAGGAGACUCCAUCACCGUCACUUCCACAACAACCAGCUCCACUCCAGUCUCCAUUACUCCUGUUCCCUCACAAGAAACCCCUCCUUCCCCUCCAGAGGUCCCAGCUGAACCUAUAGACCCUCCACCCCCACCACAAGAACCACCGCCACCACUAGAAUUAGAGACAGAAGGAGGCGAGCAGGACGUUGAGUUUCCUGCUCCCCCACCAAGUGAAGAAGAGCUGGAGGAACAACCUCCACUGACCCCCCUGGACAAGAUGGCCGCUCCUCAAAGUCCAGAGAAGAUUGUGGUGGUUGCCCCACCACCUACAGAAUUCCCUCAGGCCCCUCCACCACAAGAGCCUGUACAACUGGGGAGCUCUCCUGUGGUAGAGCCACUGGAGGUAAAGAGGUGCAGCUCUGAGACGGCAGAUAAUAGCUCAGAGCAGAUGAGCAGUAGUAGCACGUCCACAGAGGCACGCUCGACAUCCGAAGCUUCCUCCAAGGAGGCUCUGCAGGCUAUGAUCCUCAGUCUGCCAAGAUACCACUGUGAGAAUCCCGCCAGCUGUAAGUCGCCCACGUUGUCCACUGAUGUGAUGCGGAAACGCCUCUACCGCAUCGGCCUGAACCUCUUCAAUGUAAACCCUGACAAAGGCCUUCAGUUUCUCAUCUCACGAGGCUUCAUCCCGGACACACCCAUUGGCGUGGCUCAUUUCUUGCUACAGAGGAAAGGGCUGAGUCGACAAAUGAUUGGAGAGUUCCUCGGCAAUAGCAAGAAGCACUUCAACAAAGAUGUACUUGAUUGCGUGGUAGAUGAGAUGGACUUCUCAGGCAUGGAGCUGGAUGAAGCACUGAGAAAGUUCCAAGCCCACAUUCGCGUGCAGGGAGAAGCCCAGAAGGUGGAACGUCUUAUUGAGGCCUUCAGCCAGCGUUACUGCAUGUGUAAUCCAGACAUAGUGCAGCAGUUUCACAAUCCAGACACCAUCUUCAUUCUGGCUUUUGCCAUCAUUCUGCUCAACACCGAUAUGUACAGUCCCAACAUCAAGCCUGACCGCAAGAUGUUGUUGGAGGACUUCAUACGCAAUCUUCGAGGCGUCGAUGAUGGAGCAGACAUCCCCAGAGACAUGGUAGUGGGAAUAUAUGAAAGAAUACAACAGAGAGAGUUGCGCUCUAAUGAAGAUCAUGUCACCUAUGUCUCCAAGGUUGAGCAAUCUAUCGUAGGCAUGAAAACGGUUCUUUCUGUCCCUCACAGGAGAUUGGUGUGCUGUAGUCGUCUUUUUGAGGUGACAGAUGUCAACAAGGCCCAAAAACAGGCAGCACACCAGAGAGAAGUCUUCCUCUUCAAUGAUCUAAUUGUGAUCUUGAAGUUAUGUCCAAAGAAGAAGAGUUCUGCAGCAUACACUUUCUGCAAAGCAAUGGGCUUGCUUGGCAUGCAGUUCCACCUGUUUGAAAAUGAAUACUAUCCUCAUGGCAUCACCAUUCUCUCACCUUUUGGCUCAGACAAGAAGCAGGUACUUAACUUCUGUGCACAAAGUGCUGAGGAGCUGCUUAAGUUUGUAGAAGACCUGAAGGAAUCAAUCGCUGAGGUGUCGGAGAUGGAGCAGAUACGUAUCGAGUGGGAGCUGGAAAAACAGCAGGGAGCCAAGGCACACUCAGUAAAGAACGGCACACAGUUAGAGUUGCGUGGCAAACAGGGCUCCCCAUCAGGACACCAGGAGGUAGAUGACAGAAGUGGACACAAUGCAGUAGAGGUGUCAAUUCACAACAGGCUUCAGACGUACCAGCUCAGCAGCAGCACGGCUCGGACUCCCGAGAGCGUGGCCCUUCUUAACCACCGGGGUGAGCUGCUUUUCCAGCAGGGGCCCCAGGGGCUAACCCAGGGGCCGACGCCUCCACCUCAGCACCCGCAACUGCAGUCGGCAGCGAGCACCCCCAGCCACCACCUUCACCUCCAGCAGCACCUUCAGCCCGCUGUCAGCAUGGCUGAUCUGCGGCCCGAGACACUCAUCCAGUGUCAGCAGAUCGUCAAGGUCAUCAUGCUCGACAACAGCGGCCACGGACGCAUGGAGGCCUUCCUCAGCCAAACACCCACACACCACCACUACCAGCAUCAUCACCACAGCCACCACCAGCUCAGUCAGUCAGCCAUGUCCACCCCAGUUCGCUCGCCGGACGGCUCCCAUGGCAAUGAUGGCCACCAGCCCCCGCUGCCUCCCCCACCACCGCCUUAUAACCACCCUCAUCAGUAUAUACCCCCCGACCCCCGUCUCAGUCUGCACCGGACCCCAAGUGGCUCUCGGAGCAUGGUGUAAAUAAAAUUGAAUUAGUAUUCUUUCCCUGAAACACAUUCGCACACACAGAAAAUCCAAAAAACCUCACUACCCCCUCUCUACUUAGUUAAUAGUACAUAAUGUACAUAUAUACAUACAAAUGAAAGAGCUAUAAUGAAAAAAUAAAAUCACACUUAUAUGCAUAUAUUUAAGAAAAAAAUAAUAGAAGAAAAAUCAAAGUUUUAAAAGAGAAGAGGAGAAAUUAAGUGCAUAUAUAAAGUUUUACUUGAUUCCACAUGUAUUUUGAAAUAUUAUGUAGUUUUAACAAAUUUCUAUAACUUUUUGUCAGUUUUAAUUCUUGAUAGAGAAAACUCACAUACAUUCAGUUCCUGGAUGAAUUCCUUGUAGUUCCAGUAUUCACCACCAAAAGCUGAAACACAAAUCUGUUAAACAUUUUGGAUUUUCCCAGUAGUGGAUGGACACAAUCCAAGGACAGCUCCAGUUCACUUUUCUCAUCCCAAAACUCAUGCCUACUGUGCUGUAUGUGCGCGUGCGUGCAUAGUUGACACUGAAAUGAAAAUGUGCCAAAAUACAUACACAAGCCUCCACUAAAAACUGACUUCUUUGCACUAACUAAAUGCUAGGGCUAGAAGAAAAGAAAACUUCUUUGCUUUUAGAAAAUACUCCUCUCACUCACCUCCCUCAAGGAGCACAAAAAAACAAAAACAAACGGAUAUUUCAUCAACACUUAUUUCCCUUUUUAUGCCGUUGCUGAUUUAUUUAUGUGAUGGAGAGCCUUCUUCUCUGGUCCCUUGGAUAAAAAACAAUGUUGUCCAAUAAGCUAUGUUUGUCAUCUGCUCCUCCAUUGUGUUGUGGCUCUCUAUCAUCUGAAAACAGUCUCACUUAGAUGUCACCUUUCAUAGAUCAUUCUACAGCGAAGGACGACAGGAGACAAAGGCAGCCAGUCACACGCUUUGCAAAACCAAAAAGUGAAUGACAGCCCAGGAUGGUUGUACUGAUUGUUGUUUGUCUUUGUUUGUUACUCGUCAUAUUAAACAUUGUUAAUGCCUCCCCGAAACUCUUGUACAUUCAUUCAAUGAUGGAGGAGGACUUUUUAGAAAUGGUCACAUGUUCAUCACUGUUGCGCUGCUGAAACUGUUCUCUGACUUUUAUAAAGAGAUCCUGCAUUCACAUCUGUAUAACGUCUAUGCGCAACACAUUGUGGUUUCAUCUGAUAUUAAUGAAAUGCAUCAUUGCUAUUUCAGGAAAUCACAGAAAAUUUCCAUGAAGAUGAUUAUGCUACAACUGUGAAACAUCAAGAUCUGUCUUUUCAUUUGUGUGAAGCAUUACAUCUUUUUCUGUUUUGUCUGCUGAGGGAUGCAGCACUCAGCAGUCGGACAACGUAUCCACAUGCUGUCUCUUUUGUCAGCACAACUCACAGAUUUAGUUCAGUUCCUUGUGACUGUUUUCUCUUCCCUAAUUCUAACCUUUCAGUCUGACAUUUUCAAAAAAAGACUACACGGAAUACAGAGGCACACACAGCUUAUAUUGCAAAUGCUGACAUUAAUGGUAUUGCCUGUGCUAUUGGCUAGCCUGCUUUAAAUAAGAAUGGGACAAAAAUGAAUGCAUUAUCUGAUGUCUUUCUCUUCACCCUAGCCUAGAUUGUAAAUACCACAUUCAAGCAGUGUCGGAAAGGACAAGCAAGCUACCCCCUUCGAAAUGCUACUGCCCUGUCAGGCGUCCUUCGCUCUGAAAUAGGUCAGUGACUGCCCCAACCUGAAUGCCUCCAUCUUUUAAACAUAAGCCCCACCAGGUACUGUAGAAUGGAUGUUUGGUUAACUCUGCUCCUAUCUGACCCCUAUCUAUCUGAUUUGUUGAUUUAUAAUCACAGAGCCACUGCUGGGAGGUCUCUAUCUCAUCUGUCUGUCCUUUUCCACUUACGAUGUCACUCAGUGGAAAGGCAAAGGUUCCAGAAAAAGUCUGUUUUGCUGCCUGGCAGAGAUGUUGAGUGUUUGUGUGCACAAGAAAGUAUGUGUGCAUGUGACCUGCUCGCACAGCAACAACAGCAGUGCUAUAAACAAAGUCAAAUCUCUUGUUCAUCCCAGUAAUUGCUUUUGCUAUUACUUCAUACCCCAAUGAGAAAAAACAGUGCUUUAAAGUGAAUGAAGAGAUAUUAUGAUUAUGUUUUUUGACAUUAAACAAAGUUUUGAAGGGUAUGUAAUAAAUUCUUCUUUACUAGAUCGAUUAUUGGAUGAUGACUGCUAAAGAAAGCGUGUUUGCAUUUAUUGUUUUAAUCAAAAUCCAGAUAUGGGAUUCUUUUCUCAUGCAUGAUAUCGGUUUAUUAGAAGCGUUUGAACCCUGUUUCCCAAAAGUCUUCAACUUUUUUGUGCAUGACUGGAUUUGUUGGGAGCACACAAGGGGGAGAUAAGAUUAGCAUUGUUAUGCUGUAAAUGCGACAGAACUGAAAAAAACAAAAAACAUAAUUUACAAUAACAAACACCCUUUCAAACAGAAAAUGGAUAUUUGGGCAAACACAUUUCUGUGCCACUCUAAACAUAAUGCUCAGUGGAAAAUUUAAAGCCUCUCCUCUGCCAAACUGUGUCAUUUUUUGUUUCUCUGUCUUUCACCACCCACUGUUUAUGGUUGCACAGUUUUCCUAGUUGACAAUGUGUUAAAGCAUUUCGGGAGAUCAAUAUGCUGUGUGUGCAAUAAACAUGAGCAUGAGGCACACUUAUGGGUUUACGUUUGAUAGAAAAUCAAUGUAGCAUUUUUGGGAACGCCGUAUAAUAUGGAAGUGCAGUCAUGACUAACUUUGUUAAAGAAAGUGAAAAGGGCUCUGCUAUACCAGUGCACUGCUUUAUGAAUGACAAGUGGAUCUGGGUCUUCAACACUGUGUUUGCUCAUGUAGAAACAAAAACGUGGACAUAUUUCGGGAUAGACAGGUGGAAACUGAGUGUAACAGAACCAUCACCUUCCUCAGUUGGCUUUGAAUUCCUCUGUCUUUGCAGUAUAUCAACUUGCUAUUAAAGAUGAUUUAAGUCUAUUCACC
This is a messenger RNA of Sphaeramia orbicularis (orbiculate cardinalfish), 7303 nucleotides long. RefSeq names its product IQ motif and Sec7 domain ArfGEF 3a (gene iqsec3a). The record is from RefSeq and is a predicted model, not a curated record. Gene Ontology annotation, molecular function: guanyl-nucleotide exchange factor activity. The coding region runs from base 1 to 4296 and encodes 1431 amino acids. Gene Ontology annotation, biological process: actin cytoskeleton organization; regulation of ARF protein signal transduction. The transcript is spliced from 14 exons. Lineage: Eukaryota; Metazoa; Chordata; Actinopteri; Kurtiformes; Apogonidae.